UUGAACUCUGCUUAAAAAAAAAGUUUAAAAUGCCUCAAAAACGGAAUGUACCGCCGCCGGUGAAGGGUAUUUUGGAUAUUGACUCAAAACUAACUUCAGUUAUUUGUAACUCAGUUUCUAGGGUUUUGCCUGUUCGCAGUUUUACCACAUAUUACAAGGGAUUAGAGUAUUCGUGUCACGGAAUUGUAUGGAUUGCCUGUUGGUUGUCUUUCAUUUGGUUUGCUUGGUCAAAAUCUUUGUUUCAAAUGCAAGUUAACCUUCUUAUUGGAUUAUUUAUUGAUAUUUUUGCGGUUGCUACUAUAAAAGCAUUUGUUCGUCGCCGUCGACCUGUAGGCAACAAGAAUGAUCAAUGGGUAACAAUUGGCCCUGAUGUCUACUCUUUUCCGUCAGGACACGUGUCAAGAGCAUUUUACAUAUUAUUUUAUUUUUAUAAAUUGUAUCCGUUAAAUGAAUUUAUGGUAUUGUUUUUAUGUGUUUGGGCAGUAUCUGUGGCUUUUAGUCGAAUACUUUUAAGACGUCAUCAUUUAUUAGAUGUAAUUGCUGGUGGUGUAUUAGGGUAUUUUAUAUCAUUUGUAGUAUCUGUAAUUUGGAUCGAUCAAAGUACACGAGUAUUUGGUAUCGUAUGUAUCAGAUGAUAAAUUGGAGGGUGGAGAAUAUCAUGUGUAAAUUUUAACUAAACAUUUAUAUUAUAAAAAAAAAAAUAUAUAUUUAAAAAAUAUUAAAAAUAAUAUAAUUAUAAUGUGUAAAAUCAAGAAAUAUAUUGUACAUUUCUAAUAGACUGGAAGGCUGUUUGAAUAUUUAUUAAAAUGUGUAUCUAAGGUGUAAUAAUAAAUUAUAAUAUGUAUUUGAUUGUAUGAUUAUUUCUGAAUUAAUAUGAUUGUAUUGUGUAUAUUCACGAAGGAUUCUAUCUGUAAAAAAAUAUACUUGUUAAAAUUACAUUUAUAAAAUAAAAGUAAACAUGCAUCCCAUAAAAUCAAUUUUUAAAAAAAUUAUGUCUAAAAUACAAAAUUGUUUUACUAGUUAUUUUGUUAUGUAAAAAAAUCUUUUAAUGGUUUAUAUUAAUUGAUUUAAUCAGAUGUAUUCUUAGUUCUUACACUUUAAACAAAUUAAAAUUAUAACAGCAAUAUGAAACAUUAAAAUACAAAUAUAUAAUAAGCCCAUCGAAACAUAACUGUACACAAAACAAAAGCUAAAAAAUCAUAUAAUAUUGUAAAAUAUGUAUAUGAAUGUAAGUAAUAAUUAAUUGCAUAUACUUAAUUUAUAAGCAAACCAUUAAUAAAUCAAUAUAUUGAUAUGAUGGGAAAUAAUGUUAAGAAUACCAUGAUUUAAAUAUGCAGAAAAGUUUGAAAUUUUUUAUCUGAACUUUUGAACUGCCUUCCCAUGCUUACAUUACUAUGUGUUUGUACUUUUUAUAGUUUGUUUAUAUUUUUAAUUAAAUGAGCUAAGCACAAA
Molecule: messenger RNA, 1452 nt
Organism: Acyrthosiphon pisum (pea aphid)
Lineage: Eukaryota; Metazoa; Arthropoda; Insecta; Hemiptera; Aphididae
Product: presqualene diphosphate phosphatase
Molecular function (GO): sphingosine-1-phosphate phosphatase activity
Source: RefSeq, marked provisional